AUGGUUAAUGGUUUAGAUGUGACUGUGUUUGUUUCAAUUUGGUGUACAUUCUGUUUUGGCAAAUAUUCGAAAAUUGUACGAUUAAGUAUUGAUAACCCCAAAGUUAAUCGUGGGUAUAAGCAUUCUUCUGUUGGUUGCGCGUGUUACAGAUUCAUGGCUCCUAAAAACAUCACACUACUUGGACAACUUGAUUUGUUGCAUGAGAAGUUCACUUUGAAAGUUCGAGUCAUUCGAUUGACUAAACAACUAACUUAUGAUAAGAAGAAGACUUUUCGUAUUGAUAUGAUAUUAGUUGAUGAAGAGGGUACUAAAAUUGAAGCUCAAGUUCCAAGUAGGUGGGUUUUCAGAUUUGAAAAGAUGCUUGCUGAAAAUGAAUCUUAUUAUAUCGAGAAUCCUCAAGUUGGUGAAAACACUGCGGAUAACAAAUUUGUGAUUAAUUCAAACAAAUUACAUUUCUGUCCAAUCACAAUGGUUACCAAAUCCAAUGAUUUUGUGGGUCCUCUAGGCCGAAAAGUGAGUGUUACUUUAUGGGAUGAUUAUGCUCAACAAUUUGUUGAUUAUGUGUCAAAUAAUCCGGAAAAAAGGACUGUUAUAAUAAUUAUCCAGUUUGGAAAAGUGUCUGAUUAUCGAGGUCGUUUGUCUGUUUCAUAUUGGUACUCUGUUACCAAGCUUUACAUCAAUGCUAACAUAGAAGAAAUCCUACAAUUCAAGAACACUUUGGUUUCCAAAAAUUCUUUUGAAAAUCUGUCUGCUAAUCGUAGCAAAGAUUCAUCAUCCCUACUGUAUUCUGAGACUGAUGAGUUUCUUUUGAAACAUGACUUCAAACCCAUUACCGAAAUCCAAGAAAUCACAAAGGUAAGCCGAGUAAUUGUGCUUGGUACAGUUAAGCGUGUGUGCACAUAUUUUUCAUGGUUUAAAAUCCCAAUUAGAGUCCAAGAUCCUACAGGAGUAAUUUCAUUGACUCUUUUUGAUGGUGAUGCUAAUAGGCUUUUAAGAAAAAAUGCACAAGAAUUGCUGGAAAUUUUUAAUGAGGAUGGUAAUACUGCUAUUUUCCCCAUUGAAAUCACUGAUUUGCUUGAGAGGAAAUUUGCGUUUCUGAUUGAAGUUUCUGAAUAUAAUUUGACAAAUAAAGUACAAGGGUAUUCAAUACGCAAGUUGACUACUGACCGUAAAAUACUUUCUGAACUUGAAAAGAAGUUUACAAUUGACCAGACAUUCUUAGUAUGUUCUUAUUUGCAACAUGUUGAUUCCGACUCUUUCAACACUGCAAUCUUUGAAGUCACAUCUCAAGAAACUACCAAUUUGAAGGAUGCAAUAUCAUUCACGGGAGAUAGCAUCACUCCAGCCUCUAAUGUUGAGAAAAGCACAGCGACGAGUCCGUUGCCCAAAUACCAUUUUUCUAAAGUUGUAUCUCCCAAUGCAGAGCUAAAGCGCAAUCUUUCUGAAGUUUACGAUGUUGAUGACCCACCAGCAAUGUCAUCGACAAAAGUGCGUUCAACUAUCAUGGAUGAUGGCUUUUCGGGACAUGGCAAGAUGGAACUUUUGAUUCCAAAAAUAGAGAAAUAA
Messenger RNA from Lactuca sativa (garden lettuce), 1566 nucleotides. Lineage: Eukaryota; Viridiplantae; Streptophyta; Magnoliopsida; Asterales; Asteraceae. The record is from RefSeq and is a predicted model, not a curated record.